GAAAAAAGCACAGUCUCCACUAUUGACCCAAAGGGCUCUGCUGUCUAACGUGCUCUCAUAGUUUCCGGUCGGAGCAUAACACUGGGAACACGACAUGGCGACCUCCUUGCUGCGGUUAGGGCGACUGGGCUCCCUCAAGAGUCUCCAGUUGGAGAGCUCGGGCGUCCUGAGGACUCGCUUGGCUCCGUCGUUCUGCACUCAGGCUGAAGAGCCUACCAAGCCAGCCAAAAAGAAAAAGGCUGCAAGCAAGACAGUGGAGGCUCCAGAUGAGAGAGCAACCUUGCUUGCCUACAAGACAGCAGUUGUCUUCCCACUUAAACUUUCAGAGGCAGGAGUUUUCCCAACACAGUCUCCAGGUGUAACUGAAUCAGCUGCCAUCCCCACUGCCACUGAAGAAGUGAUUACAGUUGCAGCGCCUUUGGCUGUCACCAGUGCACCAGCUGUAGGCGAGCCAGAGGCAUCAGAGGCUCCAGCUGCUUUCUCAGAUGCUGCUCAGGUUAUUGCUGACACAGCUCCACCUGUAGUUGAUGCAGCUCCGCCAACUGCUGAGCCCCUAGUUAAUACAAGCAGUAAAACCUCAGCACCAGAUGAGACUCCUCUUGCAGCCUCCACUACAGAUGACUCCGUCCCAGCUGCCACGGCCCCCUCUGAGCCUAGUGAUGCUGCAGCUGACGGGUCAUCCUCCUCAUCGUCCAGCGACUCGGACUCGGACUUGGACUCGGACUCGGACUCAGACUCAGACUCGGAGUCUGACAACAAGAAGUCAGAAGUGGAGACUCAAACCAAGACCUCACCACCAGAGGUGUCAGAAAACAAGGAGGUCACAUCAGAAGCACAACCUGAAGCUACUGCCGCCUUUGGAGUAUCAGCUGAAGCUGCAAUGAUAAAAGAAGAUGUUGCAUCUCCUGCCAGCCUGGAUGCCCAAGUAGAAACUCCAGCAGAAGAAGCCACAGAGCCUGCUGAAGCCCCUUCUGAAAAUUCUGAAGUGGCGUCAGAGCCUGCAGCUGCUGAAGCCGCCCCUGUAGAAGCAGCUGCAGAGCCUGUAAAAGCUGAAGCUGUCCCCUCUGAAGCAGCUGCCGUUGAUGCUGCAGCUGAAGUUUCUGCCCCCGUGGAGAGCACCGAGGAGCUGGUGGACCCAGCUCCAGUUAUAACUGAAGCCGCCCCUGUAGAAGCUGAAGCUGUCCCAACUGAAGCAGUUGCUGCUGAUGCUGCAGCUGAAGUUUCUGCCCCUGUGGAGAGCACAGAGGAGCUGGUGGACCCAGCUCCAGUUAUAACUGAAGCCGCCCCUGUAGAAGCUGCUGCUGAGUCCGUGGUUGAAGCCACCCCUGUAGAAGCUGCUGUAGAGCCUGUAGAAGCUGAAGCCGCCCCUGUAGAAGCUGCUGCUGAGUCUGUGGUUGAAGCUGCCCCUGUAGAAGCUGAAGCUGUCCCCGCUGAAGCAGCUGCUGAUGCUGCAGCUGAAGUUUCUGCCUCUGUUGAGAGCACAGAGGAGCUGGUGGACCCAGCUCCAGUCAUAGCUGAAGCCGCCCCUGUAGAAGCUGCUGCAGAGCCUGUGCUUGAAGCUGAAGCUGCCCCUGUAGAAGCUGCUGCAGAGCCUGUGCUUGAAGCUGAAGCUGCCCCUGUAGAAGCUGCUGCAGAGCCUGUUGAAGCUGAAGCUGUCCCCACUGAAGCAGCUGCUGACGCUGCAGCUGAAGUUUCUGCCCCAGUGGAGAGCACCGAGGAGCUGGUGGACCCAGCUCCAGUCGUAGCUGAAGCUGCAGGAGAGGAUCUGCAGGCGGACGCUGCGGUUGAACCAUCUGAGGAGGCUACAGCAGUGGCACCUCCAGAGCCUGAUGAGCCCUUUGACAACAGCACUUAUAAAAACUACCAGCAUCACAACUACACCCCCUUCACAUUUGCAGAUCUGGAUGUAGAGAUGGCCAAGUUUCGUCUCCCGCAGCCUUCUUCCAACAGACACUAGAAGAGUUGACCUGGCUGCAAACCUUUAUAUUGCUUAAAGAUGAUGGUGUUUGCUCUUGUCCCUCUUUAUGCUGAUAGUCCCUUCACCUGUCAAAUCAGCUUGAAAAUCUACUGUUAAAAUGUCAUAUUAAAGUACACAAAUGAGAAAUUAA
Messenger RNA from Centropristis striata (black sea bass), 2108 nucleotides. It is a transcript of the gene ndufv3, whose product is annotated as NADH:ubiquinone oxidoreductase subunit V3. Gene Ontology annotation, cellular component: mitochondrion. The coding region runs from base 95 to 1957 and encodes 620 amino acids. The transcript has 5 exons. Gene Ontology annotation, biological process: mitochondrial ATP synthesis coupled electron transport. Lineage: Eukaryota; Metazoa; Chordata; Actinopteri; Perciformes; Serranidae. The record is from RefSeq and is a predicted model, not a curated record.